This is a messenger RNA of Colletotrichum scovillei, 906 nucleotides long. Its product is annotated as alpha-L-arabinofuranosidase axhA-2. The coding region runs from base 1 to 906 and encodes 301 amino acids. Gene Ontology annotation, molecular function: alpha-L-arabinofuranosidase activity. Gene Ontology annotation, biological process: L-arabinose metabolic process. The record is from RefSeq and is a predicted model, not a curated record. Lineage: Eukaryota; Fungi; Ascomycota; Sordariomycetes; Glomerellales; Glomerellaceae. The transcript is spliced from 2 exons.
AUGCUCAAAGCCAAUGCGGGUGUGGUUUCAACCACCCUAUUGUUCCUUGCGUCCGUGACGGAUGUCAUCGCCCAGACAUGCGACCUCCCGUCUACCUAUCACUGGACAUCGACUGGCGCGCUGGCCACCCCCAAAUCCGGAUGGGCUUCGCUCAAGGACUUCACCACCGUCACUUACAACGGUCAGCACCUCGUAUACGCGUCGACUCACGACCAAGGCUCAACCUGGGGCUCGAUGAACUUUGGUCUGUUUUCUGACUGGUCUCAAAUGGGCUCUGCAUCUCAAAACACAAUGACCCAGUCUGCCGUCGCGCCCACCAUCUUCUACUUCCGGCCCAAGAAUGUCUGGGUCCUCGCCUACCAAUGGGGUCCAACUCAGUUCUCUUACAAGACCUCGAGCGACCCCUCCAUCGCGAAUGGGUGGUCCGCGGCGCAGCCCAUGUUCUCCGGAACCAUCUCCGACUCCAGCACCGGUCCCAUCGACCAGACGCUCAUUGGCGACAGCACGAACAUGUACCUGUUCUUCGCCGGCGACAAUGGCAAGAUCUACCGCUCAAGCAUGCCAAUUGGAAACUUCCCGGGCAACUUUGGCACCGCCUCGACGGUUGUCAUGAGCGACACGACUAACAACCUAUUCGAGGCUGUCCAAGUGUACACCGUCAAGGGCAAGCAGCAGUACCUCAUGAUUGCCGCAACUGAGAGCAACCCCUUUGCUGGCAAGGCCAACAGCGGUGCUACUUGGACCAACGAUAUCAGCCACGGUGACUUGGUUCGCAGCGAUCCAGAUCAGACCAUGACUAUCGAUCCGUGCAACCUUCAACUGCUCUACCAGGGACGGUCCCCUAGUUCAAGCGGCGACUACGGCCUGCUGCCCUACCGCCCGGCAGUUCUCACGCUGCAGCGAUAG